CCCCACAAGUGAUGCCUUUUUUUUCUUUUUUUUUCUCACAUUGAGCAAUACAGGUAACGCCGCCCGUUGCCACUGCAACAAUGUCUAGGCUGUGUGUGGGGCUCGUGGUGUCUGAGCAGAGUUAAGAGGAAAAGCGGAGAGGACAUCUGUGGCUGGUUUCUGUCAUCUGGAUGGGAAGAGCUUUUUGGCAAAAGAGGGAGAAGAAAGCAGAAGGCAGCCGAGGAAGGGGAACAACUGGCAACAGCCAAUCCCCCCUUCCACUCACAGACUGGAGACAACGGAGGCCACUGGAGUAUUUGCUUUUAUCUUUCGUUUUUUGUUCUUUUUUUUCCUCAUUGCGCUGCUGGGAGGUGCUUUGCCUUUUCAUUUGCUCGCUCUUUCGGUCCUCUGUCUCCUCAUCUAUUUUGCCAUUUACCUGGUCAACAAUUUCUUCUAUUUAUGAGCCAGACAAGGAAGGAGAGAGAGAGGGAAGCAGAAAGACAGAGAAAAGGAGAAAGAGACAGAGGGGGGAUUUUUUCCCCCCCUCUUUAUCCUCUUUUAUCCCCUCCAUCCAUUCUUCCCUCCCGUUCCAUUGCCUUCCCUCCCUGUGCAGCCCACGCUCCCUCCUCUCUCCCUCACACCUCCUCACACGUAACUUUGGCUACUCUUAUUUUGACUCCACCUGUCUUUUAAUUUAUAUCUUUUAAGCAGCUCUAAAUUGGCUUUCUUUGUCUUUUCUAUUUAUGCCUUUUUCACUUUUACUCCUAUCCCCCCCCUUCUUUUUUCCCCCUUAUGCAUCUUAUCUGGCUGAUCCUUAACUCUAACCAUAGAGUGGCAGACGUAAGAGAAACAAGACUCUCUGAGCAUCUUUUCCAAGGAAGAGAAGUGACGCUGCUCCAGUGGAGUGCAAUUACCUCAACAUUGAUGCUUUACCCUCUUGACCAUCUGAGGAUUUUACCCUAAAACGGCUCCUCCCUCAGUCUGAGGCUAUGACAGGGAGAGAGGAGUCCCAGGCCGCACCACCAUGCUACUUCUGAGAAGCUGGGAUGAGACUCUGGCUGGCAAAACACGAGGUAUUUCUCUCCCACGCCUACAUUAUGCCUGUCCGUGGACACUGCAGCUCUUCCCCACCUUGUCAAAAUGCUGGGGCUCACUACUCCCCUCGAGUGGUUGCUCAGGGGCACCAAGGAGUUCGGACUCUUCAUCCACCCCCACCUCCAUCGGUUCACCGCACAACGGGCACUUCUUUAUGUCUGCCCCUUCUUUUUCUGCUGCUCUGUCUUCUCCACCUACCUCCACCCUGUCACUCACGGAGAGAAAAGGGCGGAGGAGGCGGUGGCAGUCAUUACAUGCCAAUCCCACAGCCGCCGCCACACCACAUGGCCCUGCCUAAUAUCCUAAGUGGUCUAAGCAUUGCUGUCGUGCUGGUGGGCAACUCCAGUGAGAUGGCACUGGCAGGGGCCAGAGAGAAGGAGGACUUUCUCCACAUAGCUCCUAAUGUGGAGUUACUGACCAUGAACGAAACUGACCCUAAAAGCAUCAUUAAAAGCAUCUGUGACCUGAUGACGGAGCAUUGGCUACAGGGUGUCGUGUUUGGAGAUGACACAGACCAGGAAGCCAUCGCUCAGAUCCUGGACUUCAUUUCAGCCCAAACCCACAUUCCCAUUCUUGGAGUACGUGGAGGCUCUUCGAUGAUCAUGGCUGCCAAGGACGACAACUCCAUGUUCUUUCAGUUUGGCCCCUCCAUCGAGCAGCAGGCGUCUGUCAUACUAAAUAUCAUGGAGGAGUAUGACUGGUACAUCUUCUCCAUCGUCACAACGUACUACCCCGGUUAUCAGGACUUUGUUACUAAGAUACGAAACACCAUUGAGAACAGCUUUGUUGGCUGGGAGAUGGAGGAAGUUCUUCUGCUGGACAUGUCCGUGGAUGAUGGCGACUCAAAGAUCCAGAACCAGUUGAAGAAACUCCAGAGCCCCGUGAUUCUUCUCUAUUGCACAAAAGAAGAGGCCAACACCAUCUUCGAGGUGGCCCACUCUGUUGGGAUCACUGGUUAUGGCUACACUUGGAUUGUCCCCUCGCUGGUAGCUGGAGACACUGUUGUAGUGCCUGCAGAGUUUCCUACAGGUCUGCUCUCCGUAUCCUACGACGAGUGGGACUAUGGUCUGGAAGCCCGUGUUCGGGAUGGUGUGGCCAUCAUCACCAUGGCAACUUCCACGAUGAUGAUGGACCGUGGACCUCAUACGUUGCUGAAAUCAGAAUGCCAUGGAGCUCCAGAGAAGAAAACCCCAAUCUCAGGCAACCCCAAUGAAGUCCUCAGGUACCUGAUGAAUGUGACAUUUGAGGGGCGCAAUCUGUCGUUCAGCGAGGAUGGGUACCAGAUGCACCCUAAGCUUGUCAUUAUUCUGCUCAACAAAGAGAGACAGUGGGACCGGGUGGGUAAAUGGGAAAAUGGCUCCUUGUCCAUGAAGUACCACGUGUGGCCUCGCUAUGAGCUGUAUGGAGGGGCAGCCAAGGAGGAUGACCACCUGUCCAUCGUGACAUUGGAGGAAGCUCCGUUUGUCAUCGUGGAGGAUGUGGAUCCCCUGAGUGGAACCUGCAUGAGGAACACCGUCCCCUGCAGAAAACAGAUCAAAAAGAUUAAUCAGACCAAGGAAUCAGGGAUCUACAUCAAGCGCUGCUGUAAAGGCUUCUGCAUCGAUAUCCUGAAGAAAAUCGCCAAGUCAGUCAAGUUCACGUAUGACCUUUACCUGGUCACUAACGGAAAACAUGGCAAAAAAAUCAAUGGGACCUGGAACGGGAUGGUGGGAGAGGUUGUGUUAAAAAAUGCCCACAUGGCUGUCGGAUCCCUAACCAUCAACGAGGAGCGCUCUGAGGUUAUAGAUUUUUCUGUUCCCUUCAUAGAAACAGGAAUUAGUGUCAUGGUUUCCCGCAGUAAUGGCACUGUUUCACCCUCAGCAUUUUUAGAGCCCUUUAGCGCCGAUGUGUGGGUGAUGAUGUUCGUGAUGCUGCUGCUGGUGUCAGCAGUGGCUGUGUUCGUGUUCGAGUACUUCAGCCCCGUGGGCUACAACCGCUGUCUGGCUGAUGGCAGAGAACCUCAUGGCCCGUCUUUCACCAUCGGUAAAGCCAUUUGGCUGCUUUGGGGUCUGGUCUUCAACAACUCUGUGCCAGUCCAGAACCCCAAAGGUACCACCAGUAAAAUCAUGGUCUCAGUUUGGGCCUUCUUCGCUGUCAUUUUCCUGGCCUCAUACACUGCCAACCUGGCUGCUUUCAUGAUCCAAGAGGAAUAUGUGGAUCAGGUCACUGGUCUCUCAGACAAGAAGUUCCAGAGUCCCAAUGACUUCUCUCCACCGUUCCGCUUUGGCACGGUGCCGAAUGGGAGUACCGAGAGAAACAUCAGGAACAACUAUCCAGAAAUGCACUCCUACAUGACCAAGUUCAAUCAGCGGAAUGUCAAUGAAGCUCUGCAGAGCCUGAAGGCUGGCAAAUUAGAUGCUUUCAUUUACGAUGCAGCCGUUCUGAACUACAUGGCUGGCAGGGAUGAAGGCUGCAAGCUGGUGACCAUUGGCAGCGGCUACAUCUUUGCAACUACAGGAUACGGCAUCGCCAUCCAGAAGGAGUCUGGAUGGAAGAGACACGUGGACCUGGCCAUCCUGCAGCUUUUUGGAGACGGUGAGAUGGAGGAGCUGGAGUCCCUGUGGCUGACGGGGAUCUGCCACCAUGAGAAGAACGAGGUGAUGUCCAGCCAGCUUGACGUGGACAACAUGGCCGGGGUCUUCUACAUGCUGGGCGCCGCCAUGGCUCUCUCCCUCAUCACCUUCAUCUGCGAGCACUGGUUCUACUGGCAGCUGCGUUUCUGCUUUAUGGGCGUCUGUUCCGGCCAGCCCGGCUUUGUGUUCAGCAUCAGCAGGGGUAUAUACAGCUGCAUACAUGGUGUACAAAUUGAGGAGAAGAGCAGCUCUGCGUUGAACUCCCCAUCAGCCACCAUGAACAACACCCAUUCGAACAUUAUGCGCCUCCUUCGUACUGCCAAAAACAUGGCCUCUCUGUCAGGAGUUAACGGCUCGCCGCAUAGCGCUCUAGAUUUCAUCCGUCGAGACUCUUCUGUUUAUGACAUUUCUGAGCAUCGCCGCAGCUUAGCAGGCCAUUCCGACUGUAAACCACCUUACAUGCCAGAAGACAACAUGUUUAGUGAUUACAUUAGUGAAGUGGAGAGGACGUUUGGCAACCUUCAUCUCAAGGACAGCAAUUUGUACCAGGAUCACUAUCUACACCACCAUGGCUCAACUCCCGGACUCAGUGGUCCUCCACCCAAUAGGCCUCACAGUUUGGGGAGUGCUAGUUCUCUGGAGGGUGGCAUGUUUGAUUGUGACAGCCUCGGUGGAGGGGUAGCACCUAUCUUUACCACCCAGCCCUGCUCAGCUUUGACCCACAGGAACAUGAGCAAGUUUGACCUGCUGUCUGGACAGACUCCGCCUUCAGGCCAGAGCUUCAAGGGUGGUCUGCCUGAAAUCUAUGGGAAGUUCUCUUUUAAAGGUGGUGCCUCAAGUUCCACUUACAUUCCUGGACACAGCUACUGUGGGGGAAGAGGAGACGAUGAAGGAAAUAUACGUUCAGAUGUCUCUGACAUUUCCACACACACCGUAACAUAUGGGAACCUGGAGGGCAAUGCCAAGAAGCGCAAACAGUACCGUGACAGCUUAAAAAAGAGGCCGGCCUCUGCAAAGUCCAGACGGGAGCUGGACGAAAUUGAGCUGGGCUACAGGAGGAAACCAUACCACAUAAGCCACCAUCAUUACCACAGCCAACGCUCUGCCUCCCCACCACUAUUGCCCUCUGAACGCAAGCGAGGGGGUGGAGGAGGAAAAAACAAUGGGAACUCUUAUCUUUUCAGGGAAAAGGAGAGUGUUAGGGACUUUUAUCUUGACCAGUUUCGACCCAAGGAGGGUGUCCCUCAAUGGGAACAUGUGGACUUGACAGAGGGUCCUGGAAACAGAGAUGGAGGAGUGCCCACCUGCACCUCGUUGGUGCCAGUUGAAGACUUUCUUAAAAGCAAACCCAAAAAGUCUGAUCUAAAAGGAGGGAUAGGGUCUGGGUUGGCAGGGGGAGAAUGGGAGUGCAGGAACUGUCGUGCUAGUGGAGGCAAGCAGAUGUCCAUUCAUGGAGGAGGUGGUGGGUAUUCAAGUGGUAUGGGCUGCGGGUCUUCAGCAGGUAGCAGCCGGCCUAGUUCUGCAACCUGCAUGCGCUGUGAUGGUUGUAAAAAGACAGGAAACCUUUACGAUAUCAGUGAAGACAAUAACCACCCCUUGGAACAAAUGGGGGGCGGGAAAGGUGGAGGAGGUGUGGGAGGUAUGUCCGCGGGUCCUCAGGCUCCAUCUCAGGCCCAGCAGAGAAGAAAGAGCGGAGGAUUUGGGAAGCAGCUAAGGCGACAGCAUUCCUACGACACAUUUGUUGACCUUCAAAGAGAAGAAUCAGGUGGAAUGGGAAGUUUGAUGGAAGGUUUAGGGGGAGGUAUGGGUGGAGCUGGCAUGGGAGGAAUGCUGCCCCCACCAAGGAGUGUUAGUUUGAAGGAGAAAGAACGGUACAUGGAUGAUAACAGCCCCUUCGCACACAUAUUUGAACGCCAUGGGGGCUCAGAGAGGGAAAGAGACAGAGACCCAUUGUUUUAUGGUGGUGAGAACCAAAAAGGUUCUGGUUCACCUUUUGGCCUCUUCAGAGGAGGUGAGGGCCUUCACCGCCGCUCCAUCGGAGAAAGAGACAUGAGAGACAGAUCUUUGAUGGAAGGUGGAGGUGGAGGAGCAUUCUCUUUAUCCAAAUCUCUCUACCCUGAUAGGGUAAACCAGAACCCCUUUAUACCCACCUUCGGUGAUGAUCAGUGUCUAAUGCAUGGAGCCAAACAAUAUUACCUGACAAAGCAACAGCAGCAGCAACAAGUUGCCCAAAACAGCAGAGGUGACUUCAGGGGUCAGUUAAGCGCAACGUCGUAUCUGCCAGCUUCUGCCACAGCCGGGGUGAUGUCCAACGUGACCCCGCGGUUCCCAAAAGAGCUCAGUCUUGGUGGGAUGAAUCACCAUGGGUCCAUGUUGGCAGUAGGACCCCCACGUCCCUUCAAUGGAAGCAAUGGCCAUGUGUACGAGAAACUCUCCAGCAUUGAGUCUGACGUGUAAAAGAUGAAGGGGAAGGAGGAGGACAGCAAUAGAGGUUAAAAGUGUUAGAGAUCAGGGGUAUUUCUUAGAACACUUUAGACACAAAGCAGCCCAAGUUCCUGGUGACAUUAAGAGAUAAGGAGUCAAAUGAGUGGCAGAGACAAAAUAUAGACUGUUGAAGAUAAAAAGUAGAAUGAAAACAUGGCUAAAAAUCAGGACAUCCUGAGGGGUUCACCAAUGCUAACCUCUCUUUAAAAUGGCCAAAGCUACACUACUUUAACACCCAUACACAAUCAAUCAACAUUUUCUUUAAUCUUACAAAGGCCCUUAACUUCAACAAUUCCAUCAACUCACCCACCAGUGUGCUAGAAUUCACUAUUCUAGGUUAAAAUCAUAAUGACGCAACACCUUUAUUUAGUUUUCUUGUGGCCAUAGUCUGAGGGAGUGAACUGCCUGUUUGCCCCAUGACAGUUAAGAAAGUAGGUAUUGCACACUUGCUAUAGCCACAGCGUACCCUGGUCUGGACAUUUUCCAUUUCUCCCUGCACUCUUCCCAUCCCCUUACUUAUUUGCUACUGCUCCUCCUCCUCAUCCCCAACACCUAAAGAGCUGUUUGCUAAUGAGAAAUACAAUCACGAAUGAUAAUAAGAUAUUCUUAUAGAAAACAGGGUAUAAGAACAACAACCACGUUGUGAAUAACAGACAUUCAUACUGUUUAUGAUGAUUCUGCUUGUAAUAUCACAGAUUUUCUUUUGUAUUCUGUUGUUAUAGUAUUCUCUA
Cyprinodon tularosa is the source of this 6901-nucleotide messenger RNA. RefSeq names its product glutamate receptor ionotropic, NMDA 2B (gene grin2ba). NCBI's taxonomy places the organism in Eukaryota, Metazoa, Chordata, Actinopteri, Cyprinodontiformes, Cyprinodontidae. The record is from RefSeq and is a predicted model, not a curated record. The transcript is spliced from 17 exons. Gene Ontology annotation, biological process: synaptic transmission, glutamatergic; monoatomic ion transport; long-term synaptic potentiation. Gene Ontology annotation, cellular component: postsynaptic density membrane; plasma membrane; NMDA selective glutamate receptor complex. Bases 1026 to 6143 code for a protein of 1705 amino acids. Gene Ontology annotation, molecular function: transmitter-gated monoatomic ion channel activity involved in regulation of postsynaptic membrane potential; NMDA glutamate receptor activity.